GUGUUCGGCGUUCACGAUUUGGCGGUUGAAUUUGCCGUGCUGUGUACCGCGACGCUUGGACCUGGAUUUCUGAUGUAUUUUCGGCCUCACAUGCAUCGAUUGGGACGAUGGAAACGUGUGGAGUACAGUGUAUUUGCGUCUGUUAUGUUCACAUAUGGAUCCCUUUUCACUCUUGUUUUCAUCAAGGAUCUUUUGCCAAACACGUAA
Molecule: messenger RNA, 207 nt
Organism: Gongylonema pulchrum
Lineage: Eukaryota; Metazoa; Nematoda; Chromadorea; Rhabditida; Gongylonematidae
Source: the annotation of a GenBank genome assembly